Molecule: messenger RNA, 2594 nt
Organism: Nezara viridula (southern green stink bug)
Lineage: Eukaryota; Metazoa; Arthropoda; Insecta; Hemiptera; Pentatomidae
Source: the annotation of a GenBank genome assembly
UGAUUAUGGAUAUGUACAAUAGAGCUGCGUCUCAGAUAUCUUCUAUACCAGAGGUUCAAGAUCAGCCAUGGUUCUUGGAAGAGAAACCAAUGCAGAAAACAAUCAGUAGGCCGAUCUUUGGCAGGCUAUAUAGACAGCCCAAAGAAGGUAGCAAAUAUUGUGGCCCUACGACGCUCAUAGGCCCAGAGUUCAUCAUCAGAGGUUCUGAGCCAACACCUCUAGUUCAUCUUGGAGACGCUAAGGUUUCAGUUAGGCGAAGGGUUCUGGUUGUUCUACUGAAUGGUCAGAAAAUAGAAAUUACCUGUGAUCCCAGUUGCACUACAGUUUCUGAUAUUUUCCAGGUCGUUGUCCAGAGAGAGGGACUGGACCACCCAGUAACACUCGGCCUCUGCGUGUUAGCCUCAGGAGACUUUGUGUUCCCUCCGGGAGAGAAGAAGCUGGUCAAGGUCGCCCCUCAACCAUGGCCCAAGACAGCACUCACCCUUUACCUCAGGUUCCGCCUGUACCUACCUUCGCUCAGGGGAACGAGGUCUUGGAAAUGGAAGCACCUUCUUUACUUGCAGCUGAGACGGAGUCUACUCGAGAGGCAGCUAAGGGCUGCGAGGCCACAGCUGCUUGCCCUUGGAGGCCUUGCUCUUCAGGCAGAGUUUGGCGACCACGCUACGGUGGAGAAAACAGGUGAUAGUUACUUCCUUGUAGAGCAUUACCUACCAGAAAAUGAAAGAGGAGAGCGAGAACUGGAGCUUCUUCACAGGCGGAGGGCUGGUCUGGACCCUGGCAGGGCUGAAGAGAUGUUCAUAUCUCACUGCACCUCUCUCCCUGAGUAUGGCACUCAUUACAUAUCAGCCUGCGUUAUUAACAAAGAAGGAGGUUCCAGUGAUGUCUGGCUCGGUGUGAAUUCCAAAGGCGUUGUUAUGGCUUACAAGAGAGAUUUCUCAUCCAGCGUCGUCAGGCAGCCGCAUUAUACUUUUCAUUGGCCUGAUAUAAAGAAACUAUCGUAUUCAAAACAUUAUUUCGAUAUAACUUCUGCAGAUGCAAAGUAUAGACUCAAGCUCGAUUCUAAUAAAAGCAGCUACUUUUUCCACCUUGCAUGGCUCCAUCAUAAGUUUUUUAUGAAGCUGACUAAUGAAUAUACGACUCUUCAAUCGUUAACAGAAGAAUUUGGAGAUAUGAAAAGAUCUGGGAAGAAAGGAGUGUUACAUGUGAGCCCAGAUGUAAAACGCCCUACAGAACUCGGGGCACUACGAAGAGCGGCUAGUUUACUCAGCCCUGAUAGGGCUAUUUUCAGAGGAAAGACAGCAACUCACUGCCUAGGAACUAGAAGUGAAAGCUGUCGAGAGAACAGAACACCAACCCUUACAAGUACACCAUUAACCCACAACGUAUCGUCAACUCUUUCUAGUAGGAUAUCAGAUUCUUCCGACGGGGGUAGGUCAAAAGGCAGAAGGAGGCCACUCAUGGGGACAAGAGCGAUAUUUUCAAACUCGCAACAUGAUCUUCACUCAUCUUCCUCGCACGCCUCACUCGAGUUGAUUUCUCCUAUUUCAUCGGUCCCACCAUACCUUCUCACUACAAAUAUCAAAUGUGUGGACAGUAAAUUUCACUCUAACUUUCAAGAAACAAUUAGUGAAUCUCUUGCUGAAAAGUUUGAGAAAGCUGCUUUCUUAACUGAACGUAUUUUAAAUACAAUUAGGUUAGAAAGGGCUUCAGAUGGUAGCUUAGGUCUCCAUGUUACUGAAGGAAAAGAUGGCCACGUGUACGUGUUAUCAACCGUAGAGGGUACCCCAGCGGCCAACUGUGGAGCUAUAUUUUCAGGGGACCAAAUCCAAGCUGUGAAUGGGAUACCAGUAUUGAACAUUAGCUACUUUGAUGUUUUGAAGUUGAUUCAAAGUUCGGACCAGGUAAUUGAGCUUGUACUGUCCCAAAUAGACCGAGGUCAGCCGAUGUCCAUCAAGAGUCACCCGACCAUUUGUAAAGUUUCUCAAGAGACAGGAAUUGACAUGAUUGGGGUGUUGCAAAAAGGAAUUGAAGCAUCGUAUUUGAAAACGAUAAGGUACGAAAUAGCACCAGAGACUGAUUCUGAUAUUGUUUUCUCAACAGAUUUACCUCGUCCCAUCUCUUCUUAUCUAUAGAAUCGGCUCGUUUAAUCUGAAUCCCUCCUAAUACGCUCUAGUUCUCAGAAAAUUUAAGCGAGGUGGAGGAUAAGCUAAUAAUUAUUUCACUUUUUGUGAAUGUUAUUGAACUUUAUCUAAUUCCAGAACAAGUUGUCCCGUAACAGUUAACUGCACACCCCAAUUUUAUUAAGUCUCUAGAUCCUAUGAAAAAUGUCGUGCCUCAUGAUAUUAAGGACGUGGAAAUUUACAUUCUACCAGUUUAGGCCAAAGCUUUAUAUAGUUAUGUAUCAUAUAGUGAUAGAUAUGACAAUAACACACUAACAUAAUAGAACUGUUUAGAAAAACCGAGGAAACAGGUGGGGGCGAUUAAGUGGUAUAAAAAAGUAUUUAAAAAACAAACAAAAAAAACCAUGAUGAAUAAAUAUCAUUGUAUACCUAAUCAUAUUGCAUGUUGAUUUAAUAUGAUUGUGAAUUAUGUAA